Molecule: messenger RNA, 2400 nt
Organism: Colletotrichum truncatum
Lineage: Eukaryota; Fungi; Ascomycota; Sordariomycetes; Glomerellales; Glomerellaceae
Product: putative glycerophosphoinositol permease
Biological process (GO): transmembrane transport
Cellular component (GO): membrane
Molecular function (GO): transmembrane transporter activity
Source: RefSeq, a predicted model, not a curated record
AUGAAUAUGACUUCCAACAAAGAGCCUUCCGAAGCGAUUAUGCCGAGCUCAUCGGCAACAGCCAGUGACUCUGACGAUCAGCCGCCUGUUGAAAUUGUCUCCUCCAAGAAGCAGUCAUGGAGCGACAUUUUCACCAUUGCUUGCUCCGGCUUCGCUCUCAUCAGCGAUGGCUACCAGAAUAACCUCAUGACCAUGACGAACGUCAUCCUUAAGGCUGAAUAUCCCAAACAAUACACCUCAUCUGUCAGCACAAGAGUCUCCAAUGCUCUUCUUAUAGGCGAAAUUUUCGGUCAAGUCAUCAUCGGUCUCACCUGCGACUACCUCGGUCGUAAGUUUGCCAUCAUUCUCACCACAUCUUUGAUAGUCCUCGGUUCCAUCCUUGCAACUGCUGCUAGUGGAGUUACUGUCGACGGCAUGUUCUGGAUGAUGACUGUGGCCCGUGGCAUUAUCGGCUUCGGUGCUGGCGGCGAAUAUCCCGCCUCAUCGACGUCCGCUUCCGAAGCAGCCAACGAACACUCGUUGAAGAACCGUGGACCCAUCUUUAUUCUCGUCACCAACUUGCCUCUGUCUUUCGGCGGCCCGUUGGCUGUCAGUAUCUUCCUCAUCGUCUUUACCGCUGCGGCAGGGCCUCAGCAUCUUUCUACCACCUGGCGUGUCUGCUUCGGAAUUGGCUGCGCUUUGCCCUUGACCGUCUUCUACUUCAGGCUAAAGAUGCUGAACUCGAAGCUCUACCGCCGCGGUGCGAUCAAACGUCAUGUUCCCUACACCUUGGUUCUCCGAUACUACUGGAAGCGUCUCAUCGGUACUGCUGGAGCCUGGUUCCUGUACGACUUCGUUACCUUCCCCAACGGCGUAUUCUCUGGUGUCAUCAUCUCAUCCGUCGUGAAGGAUUCGAGCAUUAAAUCUACUGCAGAGUAUCAGCUUCUACUCGGCGCCAUUGCGUUACCAGGUGUCCUGCUGGGUGCCUUCCUGUGCGAUCGUAUCGGUCGUAAAAACGUCAUGAUACUAGGAUUUUCUGGGUACCUUGUCUUCGGACUGAUCAUCGGCGCAGCCUACGACCAGAUUACCAAGAUCCUGCCCCUUUUCGUAGUCUUUUAUGGUCUCAUGCAGAGCUCUGGUAACAUGGGCCCCGGCGACAUGCUCGGACUGGUGUCUUCGGAGUCGUACGCCACUGCAGUUCGCGGGACCUGCUACGGCUUCUCCGCCGCUGUUGGAAAGGCUGGAGCCGCCAUUGGCACUCAGGCUUUCACGCCGAUCCAGGCCAACCUCGGCAAGAGGUGGACCUUCAUCAUUGCUGCCAUCUGCGGUGUCGUUGGUGUUCUCGUCACCUACUUUUUCGUCCCAGAUCUCAAGGGCGACGAUCUUUCGAAAGAGGACGAGAACUUCCGUGCCUACUUGCUCACCCAAGGCUGGAAUGGUGAGAUGGGAGAGGAUGACUCGGUAGCUUCAGCCCAGGAAGUGACACCGGCGGGAAAGGCUCGGGAGGCAAAACAGAUGGUCCCCGAAAUCGGAGAUAAUGACGUCCUUGUGAAGCGGCGCUACCCUCAAUGGUCAGACGGAGCCGGGACAGUCCUAUCUGUCGGGCGGCACGUCACCCGAUUCAAGGCAGGUGAUAAGGUUGUCACCGUCCUUCUUCAGAAACAUACAGGGGGAGCUAUUGACAGACAAGCACCGGAUUUUGGGCUGGGCGGCGGAGUUGAUGGAACCUUCCGCACCGCAGGCGUCUUCAAUGAGCAAGGACUUGUGAUGAUGCCCGAGGGCUUAAGCUUUAUUGAAGCUGCUUCGCUGAGCUGUGCUGGGUUAACUGCUUGGAAUGCUCUCUUCGGGAUUCCUGGGAAGAGACUCUCGGCAGGAGAAUGGGUUCUCACCCAAGGCACUGGCGGAGUCAGCGUCUUUGCCAUUCAGUUUGCCAAAGCUGUCGGCGCCAGAGUCAUUGCGACCACUAGCUCGAGCGAAAAGGCCAAGAUUCUCGACAAACUUGGUGUCGACCAGGUGAUCAACUAUGCCGAAACCCCCGAUUGGGGCUUGCUUGCAAAGAAUCUAACAGGCGGCGUUGGCGUUGACUGGGUUGUUGAUGUUGCUGGCUCCAGUACAUUGAGGCAAAGCGUUGCUAGCAUCAGACUUGAUGGCGUCAUCAGCACUGUGGGGAUUGCUGGCGGCGACGCCCAACAGACAAUCCCAAAUCUGCUAGAUACAUGGCUCAAUCUUUUCACUGCUCGUGGCGUUUGGGUCGGUAGCCGGCUGCAGAUGGAGGACAUGUGCAAAGCGGUUGAAGGGAACCCGCAAAAGUUGCGCCCCAUAAUUGACUCGAAGGUUUUCAAAUUGGAGGAGAUGAAAGAGGCGUAUGAGUAUCUAGCUUCUGGGAAGCAUCAGGGCAAAGUUGGCAUUACGAUCACAUGA